Messenger RNA from Dromiciops gliroides (monito del monte), 913 nucleotides. RefSeq names its product cytochrome c oxidase assembly factor 6 homolog. Gene Ontology annotation, cellular component: respiratory chain complex IV; mitochondrion. The record is from RefSeq and is a predicted model, not a curated record. Lineage: Eukaryota; Metazoa; Chordata; Mammalia; Microbiotheria; Microbiotheriidae. Gene Ontology annotation, biological process: respiratory chain complex IV assembly.
AAAAAUGACAGCGCCUUCCAUGAAAGAAAGGCAAGCUUGCUGGGGAGCUCGGGAUGACUACUGGAAGUGCUUGGAUGAAAAUACUGAUGAUGCCUCUAAGUGCAAAAAGUUAAGAAGCAUUUUUGAAUCCAGCUGCCCCCAGCAGUGGAUUAAACAUUUUGAUAAAAGAAGAGAUUUCUUAAAGUUCAAAGAGAAGUUUGAAGCGGGACAAUUUCAGCCUUCAGAAAGUACAACAUCCUAGUUCUUUGUAAAAAGAAAAAAAUUUUUUUUUUACAAUUACCAAGACUAUUUGUGGACAUCAGUAAAUAUUCCUUUGAAUACCAGAUUGCCUGAAUUAUGAAGUAUGAUAGAUUGACCUCAUUGUCAGCACCGCUAUCCUGCUCUCAACAGUACUGGAAAUGAUCAAAGAAUUCAUCAGGGUUAGAAUGUUUCAUUCAUCCAGGAAAUAACUUGAAUAAAGUAGUAUAGAAGACUUAAAUUCUAUUGUGGAAAUGGGUUUUAUUCAUUUUUCAUAACACAAAAUAAAUAUAAAAAGCAAUUUUUUCUUUUCCACAUGAACUACAUUUUAAUUUGAUAAAAUUAAUCUGAUAAAAACUGUUUUAGAAUGAUACUUUUAAGUGUUUAUAUUUAUGGCAUCAAUGUUUUAGAAUGAAAUGAAAAGUGAAAUAAACACUAAGAUAUGAUACAAUGUAAAAUCCUGAGGGGACAGAGUUUAUAUUAGAGUUAAAUUUAAGUAUUUUGCUACAUGUGAUAGUAAACAAUUUGCAAAUAAUGUAGUCUCAAAAAAUAGAAAUCAAGAGGCCAUAACCUGGCCACACUGUUUUAUUUAUGGUUCUAUGACUGCCACAUUUGUGCAUUUAUAAAACGGAAAUGUUUGAUGAUUGUCAUAAUAAAGUCAAGGGAAAACAAAAAA